AUGAUGGCAGACGACUGGAUCGCUAACAGCGACAUGGAGAUGCGCGAGACGACGAACAAAGCGAAAACAUCGGACUGCAUCAACAACGGGGCCGUCGUCUUUCACGCGGUUAACGUGAUUGUGUACAGCUUCGUUAACAUUACAAUCGACACCGACGUCACUGAUCACACCAAUGAAAUAAUUCACAUCCACAAAAUUCCAUUCGACAUACGCACGCAGAGCAUCUACAGAUUCGUAUUAAUCAUCGAGCUGGUGCACUUCGUCGUGUGCGCCGUAGCGAUCUGUAUUCUGAACAUUUUGCCCAUAAGCUUCACCCUACACGUGGGUGGCCAAAUAGACAUACUGCAUUGCUGGUUGGCGGAACUCGUGGUCGAGGGAACCGGGAAAAAAAGCGGGUCUGUCGUCAGCAUGAUACCUAAGAUCAUUCGGAAACAUCAGAAAAUCAUUCGCCUUUCGGAGAACAUCGUGAGCAUGUAUUCGCUCAUCGCAUUGGUGCACUUCAUAUCGAACGUGAUUAUUAUUUGUUUAGUAGGAUUUCUGUUCAUAACGGCAACUGGCAAUUCCGACACGGCAGGAAAGAUAGUGCGAUCACUUACGUACUGCGUGACGAAUGUGGAAGGGUUCAUCUUCCGCUGCGCUGGAGAAUAUUUGAUGAACAAAAGCAAAGCGAUCGGACACGCUGCGUAUGAUACCGCCUGGUGCGACAUGCAACCGAAACAUUGUCGCAUUUUGUUGUUCAUUAUACUGAGAUCGCAGAAGCAAUUGACGCUCACAGUUGGAAAAUUGAUGGACCUCUCGCUGCAAACAUUCGCGAGUAUCAUGAAUUGCGCGGCAUCCUACUUGACGGUGUUGUUGGCGAUGCAAUGA
Messenger RNA from Dinoponera quadriceps, 867 nucleotides. RefSeq names its product odorant receptor 2a-like. Gene Ontology annotation, cellular component: plasma membrane. The record is from RefSeq and is a predicted model, not a curated record. The coding region runs from base 1 to 867 and encodes 288 amino acids. Gene Ontology annotation, molecular function: olfactory receptor activity; odorant binding. Lineage: Eukaryota; Metazoa; Arthropoda; Insecta; Hymenoptera; Formicidae. Gene Ontology annotation, biological process: detection of chemical stimulus involved in sensory perception of smell; sensory perception of smell. The transcript is spliced from 6 exons.